AGGUUGGUGCUUGGUUCGGUUGCUGCAGUCAGGUCUUGCAUUCCCGGCUCUUCUCCAUGGCGGAGCAUGAAGAGAUGCGGAUGUCUCCGCCCCCCCCGCCGCCUCCCUCCUCUCCCUCAUCUUCAGACACCCCUGAGUCUUCCUCCCCCGGCGUUCCAGGGAGUCUGGCUUGGCAUCUCCCGCGGAGGAGCAGCUGCAGUGUGAUGGACCCGCUGGAGGAAGUGGAGCUGCAGAUUGGAGACGCAGCAUUUUCUUUAACCCAACUUCUAGAAGCCACAUCUGCAGUGUCAGCACAAGUGGAAGAGCUUGCCGUGAAAUGUACAGAAAAUGCACGUUUCCUUAAAACAUGGCGGAACCUCUUGAAAGAAGGCUACGAUUCUCUGAAACCUGACAACUGAUUUGACACGAUGAAUUAGUUGUUUAAGUAAUGAUUGUGUUUUAUAUAUGAUAUCUGCACAUGUUUUUGUAUACUCUGAAUUUUUUUUCUGGGUUUUAAACACUUAUGAAAGUAGAGUACUGAUAUUAUUUUUGAUGUUGAACAAUAUUUGAUUACCCUUAAAUAUUUUUUCUCUCCUAAACUUUCAUAGCAUUUUCUAUAAAAAUUAAUUCCAUCCCUAAAUGAAUAAUAUUAAUGCCACAGUACUACCAAAAGGAAACUAGGUAAAGCAUCAUUCAUUCUGUAAGGAGAUUUCAAGAAUGGCAGGGAUUGGAGGACUAAAAUUCUAUUUUAUGCACUUAAGUGGGACAUAACUGAUUGUUUUUUUUCAAACUGGUUUAUUCACCUUCAUAUUCCUAGCACAUAGAACAGUAUUAUGCAACAUUCACUAAAUGUUGAAUAAAACAGUUCACAAAUGCAUUGAAAAACUAUUUUUCUCCCCAUUUUUAGCGUGAAGUUGUAAUUGUUUUUAUACUUAGAGAAAAUAAUAUGAAGCAGAACUUUAUUGAUUUGGUGGAAAACUGAAAAUCAAACAAUAAUUGAACUUUAUUGGUUUUUUAAAGUAUCUAUCUGUUCUUUUACGAUGCUUUUUCUUCAAAGGCCUUUACUUCAGAACAUGGCUGGAAAGAAGGUUAUUUUUUUUUCUUUUUAUGGUUAACUGCUUUUGCAGGUAGUAUUUCCUGUUGUACUUUUAGAUACUUGAUUACCAUCUUUGAAGUACCUUAUCCGAUUUAUGGCUUUGUUCUCCUGCUCCGAGAGCUUCACAAGUUGUUUACGCUAUAAUUCUAAAGAAGUUUGUUUUCCGUGCAUGUGAUUUAAAGUGUGAUUGUUUUUAUAGUAUGUACCCUUAGUGGCAGUGCUUUAUUUUCCUUGUCUUGUAUAUUAUGUUUUUCCUUUUGUUUGCUUGUUUUGUGAUUAAGCCAGUUAGUUAUGUACUAAAUAAUUCCUAUGACAUCUUUGAUCCUUUUUUGUUUAUAGAGAUGUGUAUAAACCUAUGUUUUAAAGUUCCAUAAGGAGGCUAAGAAAGGGGGCAAAUGGAUAUGCAAAGAAUAAUUUUAUUUAGCAUAUUAGGUCAUAGCUAUGGAUUAAUUUUUUUUUAACUUAAAGAUCACACAUGUGAUUUCUAUACCAAAGAAAUGCCUGCUUUAAUAUUAGAAAAGUAUUUUUCUCAUCUAUUUUGAAAAUAGCAACUUUUCAAUGUGUAAAAAUAAACUUAUUACAAACAAA
This is a messenger RNA of Echinops telfairi (small Madagascar hedgehog), 1663 nucleotides long. It is a transcript of the gene CUNH4orf46, whose product is annotated as chromosome unknown C4orf46 homolog. The transcript is spliced from 2 exons. Bases 57 to 398 code for a protein of 113 amino acids. NCBI's taxonomy places the organism in Eukaryota, Metazoa, Chordata, Mammalia, Afrosoricida, Tenrecidae. The record is from RefSeq and is a predicted model, not a curated record.